This is a messenger RNA of Staurois parvus, 332 nucleotides long. The record is from the annotation of a GenBank genome assembly. NCBI's taxonomy places the organism in Eukaryota, Metazoa, Chordata, Amphibia, Anura, Ranidae.
UAUUGCUGAUGAGAAAAAGUAUUUAGCAGUUUAUAUUUACUAAAGUUAUUGCAUUUCCAUGUUCUGUGUACUGUGGGAGACCAGAUAUAGUGAAUGCAGGGUCCUGGGAGACCAGAUAUAGUGAAUGCAGGGUCCUGGGAGACCAGAUAUAGUGAAUGCAGGGACCGGGGAGACCAGAUAUAGUGAAUGCAGGGUCCGGGGAGACCGGAUAUAGUGAAUGCAGGGGUCCAGGGAGACCAGAUAUAGUGAAUGCAGGGUCCAGGGAGACCAGAUAUAGUGAAUGCAGGGUCCGGGGAGACCAGAUAUAGUGAAUGCAGGGUCCGGGGAGACCA